AUGGCUGCCGAGUCGAAGAUGCAAUACGUCAACCUGGGCAAGUCUGGCCUCAAGGUCAGCAAGGUCAUUCUUGGAGCCAUGUCGUACGGCUCGAGCGAGUGGCAGAAGUGGGUGCUUGACGAAGCCGAAGCGCUGCCCCUCUUGAAGCACGCCUACGAUAACGGCAUAAACACCUGGGACACUGCGGAUAUCUACUCGCACGGCCGCAGCGAGGAGAUCAUCGGCAAGGCGCUCAAGCAGUACGCGAUCCCGCGCGAGAAGGUCGUCAUCCUGUCCAAGUGCUACUUCGGCGUGGCCGAGGACGGGACGCAGCCGCCCAUCGCCGUGUCGGGCGUCAACGACGGCGCCGACCUGGUUAACCGCGUGGGCCUGUCGCGCAAGCACAUCCUCGACGCCGUCGACAAGAGCGUCGCCCGCCUGGGCACCUACAUCGACGUGCUCCAGAUCCACCGCCUCGACCGCGGCACGCCCAUGGAGGAGAUCAUGCGCGCCCUCAACGACGUCGUCGAGAGCGGCAAGGUGCGCUAUAUUGGCGCCAGCUCGAUGGCGGCCUGGGAGUUCCAAAUGCUCCAGAACAUCGCCGCCACGCACGGCUGGCACAAGUUCAUCAGCAUGCAAAACUACCACAACCUGCUGUACCGCGAGGAGGAGCGCGAGAUGAUCCCCUACUGCCGCGCCACCGGCGUCGGCAUCAUUCCCUGGUCGCCCAUCGCCCGUGGCGUGCUGGCGCGGCCCUUCGACUCGCGCGGCACCACCGUGCGCGACCAGACCGACAACUUCCUCAACGCCCUCAUCCGUGCGCAGGAGACCGAGACGGAUGCCGCCGUCGUCGGAAGGGUCGAGGAGCUCGCUAAGAAGCGCGGCGUUACCAUGGCCGCCGUCGCCACCGCCUGGGUCCUGUCCAAGGGCGAGUGCCCCAUCAUCGGCCUGUCGACCAAGGACCGCAUCGAAGAGGCAGUGCGGAACAGCAAUUUCGUGUUGAGCGAGGACGAGAUCAAGUACCUCGAGGAGCCUUACAGGCCCAAGACCAUUGCUGGCUAUUAA
Molecule: messenger RNA, 1044 nt
Organism: Lasiodiplodia theobromae
Lineage: Eukaryota; Fungi; Ascomycota; Dothideomycetes; Botryosphaeriales; Botryosphaeriaceae
Product: Aryl-alcohol dehydrogenase
Exons: 4
Coding region: 1-1044 (347 amino acids)
Source: RefSeq, a predicted model, not a curated record